This is a messenger RNA of Thalassophryne amazonica, 3142 nucleotides long. RefSeq names its product nucleolar protein 9 (gene nol9). NCBI's taxonomy places the organism in Eukaryota, Metazoa, Chordata, Actinopteri, Batrachoidiformes, Batrachoididae. Gene Ontology annotation, biological process: cleavage in ITS2 between 5.8S rRNA and LSU-rRNA of tricistronic rRNA transcript (SSU-rRNA, 5.8S rRNA, LSU-rRNA). Gene Ontology annotation, molecular function: polynucleotide 5'-hydroxyl-kinase activity. Gene Ontology annotation, cellular component: nucleus. The transcript is spliced from 13 exons. The record is from RefSeq and is a predicted model, not a curated record. The coding region runs from base 271 to 2370 and encodes 699 amino acids.
CCAUUCAGAAACUGCGCUCACGCAUUGAUUUAGCUUGUUAGCAUCGCUAACAAGCAUAUAAGCUGUUUUGUUAACUUUAGUGAAUAAUAAACACAGUAUACACAAAGUACAAAUACUGCUUGCGUUUUACAGCUUUUUGCGUUGUUUUUCGAACAUUUGGGAGCACGGUUCUUUGUUUUUAAUGUAUGAGUACAGUAAUAGUUUUAGCAUUUGGCUGUUUUGAUGGUAAUGUUGUGACAGGCUCUCUUUCAAAUAACUGAUUCUUGAAUCAUGAAGGUGAACAAAACUAUGCAGGUUAAAAGCCAUGUGAAGUCGCUGAAGUGGAAGAAUGUGAGAAGCAAAUGGAGCCAACCUCCUAUCCGGUCCUGUGAUCUCAACUCUACUCCUGUCAUGGCCAGGGUGAUUCAGGAGGCCCAGGCACCUGUGAAUAAAAAGUCCAAAGUAAAGAGACUGAAAAAUAAGGCCAAGUCUGUCUCGGACAAGAAAAGCAGCCUUCAGUCUGAUUUAAAUAAAUCUCACACAAAUGGAAGUUCUGCGUUUUCAAUGGACAAUGACUCAUAUGACUCGCAGGAUUGGAAGUCCUAUUCUAAGUCCUUUAAUGGGAAUGCUGCACAUUCAUCGAAUGGCACAGAGGCUGCUGGGUCAGGAAGACUUGAGGGAGAGUCUCUUCAUUAUUGUGCUGAAAGAAAUGAUCAGGAAAAUCAUGCAGUACUCCUCAUGCAAAAGGAUCAGACCCUGUGUUUCCGUGGGAAGUGUUUUAUGACAUGCCUGUAUGGCCGAGUAGAAGUGAUGGGAUUCACCAUUGAAGAGGGGCAGCAGUCGUACCCACUCUUCUCCCCGGCUUCGCAUUGUCCACUGACCAUCACAGCACUGGAGAGCACGGCUGAUUCCAGAGAUGAUAAGAUGGCAGCAACACCUGUGCUCCGCAGAUAUCUUCCUGCUGCAUCACGGAAAAAGUUGGCUACACGAAUAAGAAAAAACUCUUCUGUCAUUCUGCUGGAGCCUAUGGAGAUGCCUCUGACACGCUUUCUGUCAAGCUUCACAGAUCUCAGUGAAUUGUUCAGUCCUACAAUGAGUGAACUUAUGUCAGCUGUUCUCGAUACACCACUCAACGGUUUGGGUAUGAUUCCACUGGCCAGUGCCGUCGAGGGUCUAAAAAUGUCACCGAGCUACACGGAUGCUGUAAACACUGUGGUCAGUGCCUGCAGAGGAGACAUGGAUGGUUGUGCAGUCAUCCUCAUCUGUGGUACCAAGAACGUGGGAAAAUCAACAUUCAUCCGCAUCCUCAUCAACACUUUACUGAAUCACACUGCAGGUGUUGAUUACCUGGAAGGUGACCUCGGUCAAACGGAGUUCACACCCUCUGGCUGCCUGUCAUCGCUGACGGUCACAGAACCACUUCUGGGUCCUCCUUUUACACAUCAGCGCACACCAGAGCACAUGAUCUACUAUGGUCAGACAUCAUGUGAGUCAGACUUGGACCGCUACCUUGAAUCCCUUAAAUUUUUGUGGCGUAGACGCUCCCAGAGCAGAGAGACUCCCGUCAUCAUCAACACCAUGGGCUGGAUCAAAGGAUUUGGUUUUCAGCUGCUAGUGGACAUGAUCCGGUUCUUCCCGGUCUCACAUGUUGUGCAGCUGGGUCACAGUGGGACCACACAGUGCCCUGCCCUCACGCCAGAGUUUCUCAGGACGGCACAUGGCUGCCAGACACACCCACCUGCCCAGACGGCUCUGGAUGAGUUCACAGAGAGCCACAGUCCUCACAGAAGCUAUACUCACCUCAUUGUUCAGUCAGAUUUUCAGACAGUGGGACGACAAGGAACAAUGAAACACCAGCGAAGUAAUGAGCAGAGAGAGCUGUCGCUGCUGGCCUACCUCAGUCAGCUCCAGUCUCCUGAGCCGGGUCCUGUUAGACCUCUACACUGCCUGACCCCGUACCAGGUACCACACACAGCGGUGGCUUUAGGUGUGGUUCAUUGUGACGUGGCACCCGGUCACAUGUUUUAUGCUGCAAAUGGCAGUCUGGUGGGACUGUGCUGCCUGGGUGAGAAAGUAACGAGUCGGGGAGGUCCAGUUCUGCUGUCCCAGGCACCCAUCUGCCCGUGUGUGGGCUUUGGUGUGCUCCGAGGUAUUGACAUGACUCGUGGUCUGUACUUACUGCUGACGCCUGUGGUUCCCGCCGUCCUUCGUAAAGUCAACUGUCUCCUCCUGGGAGCCGUAUCACUACCUUCCUGUAUCCUCACCACUCAGCCCGGCUUUGAAGGAGAAAUGCCUUAUGUGACUACAGACUACAGCUUUGAUCUCACUGGUGCGGGAAAGCUGCGUGUCUUCAAGGGCUUGGCAAGACCGAGUCAGAUCGGCAUGCAGUGACUCUGUGUAUUUCUGCUGCCAUUUGACCUCUUUCUUGACCGGUGUCUUUUGCCAGUCAACAAUGGCCUUUGAGUGGACAUAACUGGGGUCACAUGGGACAGUUAUUUUAUUUUUUUCCUCUGACCCGGCAGUGACAGAGACUGCAACAGAUGGCUGUAGGAGGUGGUGAGCUCCACGUCGCUGAACGUGUUUUUGAUUCCCUCCUUCCCUGCUGUUGUCAUCACGUACUAGUCUGAUGGUAGUUUGAGUUACUGUUUCCUCUCAAGUGGACACUUUCUUACGUUGUAGGUAAACUCUCAUUUGUUAUUACUUGUUUACAUUUGAUGUUUUACAAUUAAGCUUAAAACAUGACUUGUCAGAUAUUAAAUGAGAAACUGCUUUAGUUCAAACUUUGUGUUUUGCGUCACUGGUGGUUGUUACAAUUCACGUCACAGCUAAAAGUUUAGAAAUGAUGGCUGAGCAUAGAGAUAUAAUGAGAGUCAAACAAUUCAGAAACAUGAUAAACUUUUUUUAAAUAAAUUUUCUAGAAUCACUAAAUUAUGUAAGCAAGUAUUUUUGGGCAGUUGAUUCCCCUAUAAGGAUAGCAUCUCACAAAGCGGCAAAUCCUGAUUAAUGUUGUAAUUUUUUUUUCUUUCUUUUUUUUCUUUUUUUGGAUGAAAAUCAAGCCCAGGUCUCAUGGUGUGGCAAAUACUGAUGAAUGCGAUGAAUUUCUGCUGCCCUUGAGGAAGAAUUGCAGUUUUCCUGCUGCAGAAAAGAAGGAAAAGAGGAAAAA